Molecule: messenger RNA, 522 nt
Organism: Aspergillus uvarum CBS 121591
Lineage: Eukaryota; Fungi; Ascomycota; Eurotiomycetes; Eurotiales; Aspergillaceae
Product: 40S ribosomal protein uS17
Exons: 3
Coding region: 35-517 (160 amino acids)
Biological process (GO): translation
Cellular component (GO): cytosolic small ribosomal subunit; ribosome
Molecular function (GO): structural constituent of ribosome
Source: RefSeq, a predicted model, not a curated record
UUCGCUUCCUCGUCGGACUGAACAUAUCGCAAAAAUGGCCACCGAGUUGACCGUCCAGUCGGAACGUGCGUUCCAGAAGCAGCCUCACAUCUUCGUCAACCCCAAGACCAUUGCGAAGAGCAAGAAGGUUGCCUCCGGCCGCAGAUGGUACAAGGAUGUCGGUCUGGGUUUCCGUACCCCCAAGACCGCCAUUGAGGGCAACUACAUCGACAAGAAGUGCCCCUUCACCGGUCUGGUCUCCAUCCGUGGUCGUAUCCUGACCGGCCGUGUCGUCUCCACCAAGAUGCACCGCACCAUUGUCAUCCGCCGUGAAUACCUCCACUACGUCCCCAAGUACAACCGUUACGAGAAGCGUCACAAGAACCUUGCUGCCCACGUUUCUCCCGCUUUCCGUGUUGAGGAGGGUGACUGGGUUACCGUCGGCCAGUGCCGUCCUCUUUCCAAGACUGUCCGCUUCAACGUCCUCCGUGUCCUUCCCCGCACCGGUAAGGCCGUCAAGGCUUUCAGCAAGUUCUAAGCGUG